CCGCGAGGAGAUGCUCUAUCUGAGCGACCAUCUCCGGAGGGUCCAGGUGUGGCCCUGGGAGAGUUAGUCCAACCUAGGUAGCUGGGGAUGGAGAGCAAACUUGCACAUCCAAGCAAUCACAAGUAAGGAUUUUAAUUGCUGUGACUGGUGUGUGGACCAAACAUCAUUCAUCUGCCUCCAAACUGCCUAGUGACUGCUUCACCUGUCAUCCGUCUUUCUGAAGUGGCUUCUUGGGCUUAGAGAGCAGAUUCACUUAGACUUCUAGAAGCUGGAGCCAGGAAAUGGACUCAGUGGCUGUUGAGGAUGUGGCUGUGGACUUUACCCAGGAAGAGUGGGCAUUGCUGGAUGUUUCUCAGAGGCAACUCUACAGAGAUGUGAUGAUGGAGAUCUUCAGAAGCCUGGCCUCAGUAGCUUCUCGAAACCCUGUUGAUGAGGAAAAGCUAUCCACUGAAAAUAAAACAGUACGAUUCAUGAAAAAUGACACCUGUUCCUCGAUGGUAGGAGAAAUGCGUGAAUUGCAUGGCACUGAAGAUCAGGAUAAAAACCAGAAAACACAUGUGAGAAGUUAUAUUUUAGAGAAUCUCUUUGAAAGUGAUGAAGACAAUCGUUGUGGACAGACCUUCAUUCAGAUUCCAAAACUUUCUGUGCUAAAAAGAACUCCUAUGGAAGCAUAUCCUUCUGAAUGCCUUGAGUGUGGAAAAUCCUUGAUGAAUCAUUCAUCAUUUAAGCAUCAUAUGAAAUCUCACUCUGGAUGCAGUGCCUAUCAGUGUAAGGAAUGUGGAGAAGCCUGCAGUUGUCCCUCUUACCUCAGCACUGCUGUGGGAACUCGUACUGGAGAGAAAUCCUAUCAGUGUAAAGAAUGCGGCAAAGGCUUUCAUCAUUCCUCAAACCUCACUAUACAUAUGAGAAUUCACAGUGGUGAGAGGCCUUAUGUAUGUAAGGAAUGUGGGAAAGCCUUUAGACAGUCCUCAAACCUCACUGCACAUAUAAGGACUCAUAGUGGAGAGAGGCCUUACGUAUGUAAGGAAUGUGGGAAAGCCUUUAGUCAGUCCUCAGACCUCACUGUACACGUGAGAAUUCACACCGGAGAGAGACCUUAUGAAUGUAAGGAAUGUGGGAAAGCCUUUAGUCUUUCCUCAAACCUAACUACACAUAUAAGAAUUCACAGUGGAGACAGACCUUACAAAUGUAAGGAAUGUGGCAAAGCCUUUAGUCGGUCCUCAAACUUAUGUGCACAUAUGAGAAGUCACUGUGGAGAGAGACCUUAUGAAUGUAUGGAAUGCGGCAAAGCCUUUUGUUUCUCCUCAGACCUCACUGUACAUACCAGAACUCACAGUGGUGAGAGGCCUUAUGAAUGUAAGGAAUGUGGCAAAGCCUUUAGUCAGUCCUCACACCUCACUUCACAUGUAAGAACUCACAGUGGUGAGAGGCCCUAUGAAUGUAAGGAAUGUGGCAAAGCUUUUAGUCAGUCUUCAUACCUCACUUCACAUAUAAGAACUCACAGUGGAGAGAGGCCUUAUGUAUGUAAGGAAUGUGGCAAAGCAUUUAGUCAGUCCUCAAGCCUCACUGCACAUAUUAGAACUCACUGUGGAGAAAGACCAUAUAAAUGUAAGGAAUGUGGCAAAACCUUUAGUCAGUCCUCACACCUCACUUCACAUGUAAGAACUCACAGUGGUGAGAGGCCUUAUGAAUGUAAGGAAUGUGGCAAAGCCUUUAGUCGGUCCUCAUAUCUCACUUCACAUAUAAAAACCCACAGUGGUGAGAGGCCUUACGAAUGUAAGGAAUGUGGCAAAGCCUUUAGUCAGUCCUCAAACCUCGCUGCACAUAUUAGAACUCACUGUGGAGAAAGACCUUACAAAUGUAUGGAAUGUGACAAAGCCUUUUGUCAUUCCUCAGGCCUCACUAAACAUAUGAGAACUCACAGUAAUGAGAGGCCUUAUGAGUGUAAGAAAUGCAGCAAAGCCUUUCGUCAGUCCUCACACCUCACUACACAUGUAAGAAUUCACAGUGGAGAGAGGCUUAGUAAGGAAUGUGGGAAAUCCUUUAGUCAGUCUUCAGUGCUUACUGAAUGUAAAUAACCUCACAGUGGGAGAAACUGAAUGUAAAGAAUGAGGGAAAGCAUUUAGUUAUUCCUCAUCCGUCACUGAAUACAUAAGAAAUCACCCUGGAGAGAAACAUUUUGAAUAUAUGGAAUGUGGGAGAUUCUGUUGUGAUUCCUUAAACCUCACUAAUCAUAUAAAAACUCAUGGCUUAGAGAGGCUUUCUAAAUGUAAGAAGUUUGUCCAUGUAGAUGAAUUAUUAUGAUGGAACAAGCAAUGGUUAAUUGCUGACAUUCACUUCACCCUUUAAGCCCCUAAAAAUAAGGU
Messenger RNA from Trichechus manatus latirostris (Florida manatee), 2366 nucleotides. Its product is annotated as zinc finger protein 883-like. The record is from RefSeq and is a predicted model, not a curated record. Lineage: Eukaryota; Metazoa; Chordata; Mammalia; Sirenia; Trichechidae. Gene Ontology annotation, biological process: negative regulation of transcription by RNA polymerase II. Gene Ontology annotation, molecular function: DNA-binding transcription repressor activity, RNA polymerase II-specific.